Molecule: messenger RNA, 2217 nt
Organism: Drosophila santomea
Lineage: Eukaryota; Metazoa; Arthropoda; Insecta; Diptera; Drosophilidae
Gene: pelo
Product: protein pelota
Exons: 5
Coding region: 343-1527 (394 amino acids)
Biological process (GO): ribosome disassembly; nuclear-transcribed mRNA catabolic process, non-stop decay; RNA surveillance
Cellular component (GO): cytoplasm
Source: RefSeq, a predicted model, not a curated record
AUGAAAAACCUGAAAAGUAGCUGAUGCAAACCACUUUAGAGAAAGCCCAUAUGGGCGUAAAAAAGCUAGUCGCACAGCACUGUUCGCCCCUGGUGAAUGCCACUUGGCCGCCGAUUCCACUGACCACAACCAUCGCCACACCAUCCUGCCGAUCCGAUCAGCCGUGUGAACUUAGCAACUGCGUGGACCCAAUGACAACGAUGCACCGCCGCCUUUGUGAACGGAGGGAAUCACUGGAAUUUGGAUGCAAGUGACAAGCGGCGAGCGGAAUCAAAGCACUCGGUAUUGAGGCAGUGCCUGCCAACGAAACGAAAACCAAAUCCUGACCAGCAACGCGACGGCAUGAAGCUGCUGGGCAAAUACGUGGACAAGGGCAUGCAGGGAAAUGUAACCCUGAUGCCCGAGGAGUCCGAGGACAUGUGGCAUGCGUACAAUUUGAUUGCGGAAGGCGACAGCGUGCGCAGCACCACCAUUCGCAAGGUGCAGAAUGAAACGGCCACUGGCUCCUCCACCAGCAACCGGGUGCGCACCACCCUAACCAUUGCGGUGGAGACCAUAGAUUUUGAUACGCAGGCUUGUGUGCUCCGACUGAAGGGCAGAAACAUCGAGGAGAACCAGUACGUCAAGAUGGGCGCCUAUCACACCCUCGACCUGGAGCUGAACCGCAAGUUCGAGUUGCGCAAGCCGGAGUGGGACACCAUUGCCCUGGAGCGCAUCGAAAUGGCCUGCGAUCCCACACAGUCGGCGGAUGUGGCUGCUGUGGUGAUGCAGGAGGGAUUGGCACACGUCUGCCUGAUCACCGCCAGCAUGACAUUAGUGCGCAGCAAAAUUGAGGUCUCCAUACCGCGCAAACGCAAGGGCAGUGUCCAGCAGCACGAGAAGGGACUGGCCAAGUUCUACGAGCAGGUAAUGCAGAGCAUCCUGCGGCACGUCAACUUCGAUGUGGUCAAGUGUGUGUUGAUUGCUUCGCCGGGAUUCGUGCGCGAUCAGUUCUACGACUACAUGUUCCAGCAGGCGGUCAAGAUGGAUUACAAGCUGCUGCUGGACAACAAGAGCAAGUUCAUGCUGGUGCACGCCUCCUCGGGAUUUAAGCACUCUUUGAAGGAGGUUCUUCAGGAUCCCGCCGUGCUGGCCAAGAUGUCUGACACCAAGGCAGCUGGCGAGGUCAAGGCCCUGGAGCAAUUCUACAUGAUGCUGCAAUGCGAGCCCGCCAAGGCCUUCUAUGGCAAGAAACACGUCCUGCAAGCCGCCGAGUCGCAGGCCAUCGAAACGCUGCUCAUCUCGGACAACCUCUUCAGGUGCCAAGACGUUGCUCUAAGGAAGGAAUAUGUCAAUCUGGUUGAAUCCGUUCGCGAUGCUGGGGGAGAAGUCAAAAUCUUUUCGAGCAUGCACAUCUCAGGAGAACAACUUGCUCAACUGACUGGAAUUGCGGCUCUCCUGCGCUUCCCGAUGCCCGAACUGGAGGACAGCGAUGAUGAUGAUGACGAGGAUGGAGCGGCGGGCGGAGCGGAUAGCGAUAGCGACUAGGAUCACAAAUAGGAUACAAUUUUGAUAGAAGCUUCAUGGAAUCUUGGCAUUUGAUAACGGAUCUAUUUGACUUAGGAACUCAACUUUAGCGAUCGAUAUACAAGUAGACUAAUAGCAACCACGACAGACUUGGACGUCAGGGCAUAUACAAUAUACAUAGUGCUAAUUCAAUACGAUAUACACACAAAUAUCCUCCUAAGUUUGCACCCGUGGCUGGGCCCAGAAAUUCUUAGUCAGAGUUCUAACAUUUUUGGGGACAAAAGAAAGCCACUUAAAAAUGUGGCCACAAUAUUGAUAGCCUUCAUUUAUUGCUUUAUUUAACCUCCAAACAAAAUUGAGUUGCUGUCAACUAUUUUGUGCAAACUAAAGGCCUUUUCUGAGCACUUAAAUUUAUUGUUCAUUAAUUUGUAAAAUGCAAAACGGAGUUUACAAAGCUAUUACAAUCGUAAUAUAUUUCAUAUAGUUAUUUAUCCAGUUUCGUUGUUUGAAAAAGGAUUUUAUGCAUCAUCGAAAACGCUCUUAAUGUUGCUUAACUUUAUAAGAUUUGUAAUUAUCAUUUUAUGCUGUAAACAUAACUUUUUGUUAAACCCUACUAGUUGAUACAAGCUGUAAUUAAUUACCCUGCUGUAAAAUAUAUAAUCUAUGAACAAAUUGUACAAUAAAUCAAAUUCAAGAAUUCACCCAUAUGAA